AUGAUCCCCUCUUCGCCCAAUUUUCUUCCAUCAUUUGAUCCCGCUCUCGAACUCCACUCCGAAGACCACGGCAAUAAUAUCCAUCCUCUCCCCGAGUCCUUCUCCGACGAUAUAGAAGCAAUCCACCUCCAUCGCGAAGAACAAACCCGCAACAAAGUCGUGAUUCAGCACCGUUCUUGGAAUUUAUCGGAUGUAUUCCGCAGCGAAGACGACAUAAGAUUUGAUACUCCGACGAAAGCCUCCAUCCCAACUUCCGGAGCGAACGAUUGGACCCCAGGCCGUCGUUUGCCGUUUCUACCUUCCUCCCCACCAACUUUAAAAAUGCCGUUUAUAUCUUCUCCCGGUGCGGCGGCGGCCGGCGAUUCGCAGAAAAGAAAAGCUGCCGAGGUCGAAAGCUCUCCGGCCGCGGAGCCCAAACGACAAAGGAUUCUCGGAGGGUUUGUCGACGACGACGACGAUGACGAGGAAGAAAACGAUGAUAUUGCUGCGCUUAGAGACGAAGAAUUGAAAAACCAUUUCCAGCUGCAAGAGGGUGCUCAGCCAGUGCUGGAUACUAUCCCUUCGAUACUAGAGCAGCCACCUAGUUUCACAAGUGGACUAGAAGAAACCGAGCUGACACCUACGACCUCAAAUAUCCAAACACAACUGGCCUCUCGACCUGCUUCCAAAAAAUUCCAGAUCAAGACGUGCAAUGGAAAGACAUUCAAUGUUUCAUCGAAGAACGCCCAAGCCCCCGUUUCUUACGAAAAAAUGAUCGCAAGUCGAUCCGAAACAGACCCCGGCAAAGCGAAGAAAAGCUAUUACGGAAUUGAUAUCCAUAAGUUGAUGGAUGAGGCUGCAAAGGAGACGGAAAUAACCAAACCUCCUCCACCACCUCCUGUACAGAAGUCUGUCGAGCAGGAUGAGGGACAAGCAAAACAAAAGAGAUUAGAUUCUAUGAUGUGGACUGAGAAGUAUCGUGCGCGCAAGUUCACAGAUCUCAUUGGAGAUGAACGUACCCAUCGCGCAGUACUUCGAUGGCUAAAAGGGUGGGAGCCAAUUGUUUUCCCCGGUAUAGCACGCACCCGAACAAAGAAAUCAAACCCAGAUGAUGAGGAACGCCCACACCGAAAAGUCCUCUUGUUAAGCGGACCGCCUGGUUUGGGAAAGACUACAUUGGCGCAUGUGUGUGCUAAACAGGCUGGUUACGAAGUUCUUGAGAUCAAUGCGAGUGAUGAUCGAAGCAGGGAUGUGGUUAAAGGGCGAAUUCGAGAUGCCCUUGGAACGGAGAAUGUCAAGGGCUCGAAUGUCGAGAUCGGCGAGAAGAAGGUCCGCCGCGCCGCUAAACCUGUUUGUGUUGUCGUCGACGAAGUUGACGGUGUUACUGGCGGAUCUGGAAGUGGCGGCGAGGGCGGUUUCAUGAAAGCCCUAAUUGACUUGGUAUUACUUGACCAAAGAAACUCGAAUCGGUCUGGUGAGACACAAGGCAAGAAGCGAAAAGGUGAUACGUUCCGCUUCCUUCGACCUCUUAUCCUUGUUUGCAACGAUCUAUACCACCCCAGUCUUCGACCAUUACGAGCCUCUUCUAUUGCUGAAAUGAUAAGUGUUCGCCAAGCUCCGUUGGAGAAUGUCGUCCAACGAAUCAAGAGUAUUUUUAUUCGAGAGGGUAUUCCAUGCGACGGAGACGCUGCCCGAAGACUCUGCGAGGCAGCCUGGGGGUUGGCAGCCAGAAGACAGCGCAACUCUAAGAACUCAGGAUCUGCCGAGGGCGAUAUCCGCAGUGUCCUCGUUGCAGCCGAAUGGGUGGCGCAUAAACUUCGUAAUGAAAGUUCGGACUCUUUGAGAUUAACUCGAUCUUGGUUGGAGCAGCGAGUUUUGAGCGCAUCAACCGAGGGAAGUUCAUUUUCCAAAGAAAUGAGUCGUGGUGGUGUUCGUGAAAUUAUAAACCGCGUGUUUACCGAGGCUGCAGGUUUCUCAGAUGCUCCAAUUGGAAGAGAUUCUUUCCAGGGCCAAUUCGAUGAUUCUAAAAGUCGUGUUCCUGUUGGAGUGGCCGAUUUACGAAAGCGUCACGGUAUCAAUCGUCUACGAGAGAUGAUUGAUUCCAGCGGUGAACAUGACAAAUGUGUCAAUGAAUGUUUUGCCGCCUACCCCAUCCAGCAAUACCAGGAUGACACCUUCCUGUCCAAGCCCAAUGCUGCUUACGACUGGCUUCACUUCCAUGACUUGAUAUCUUCCAAGGUGCACUCAUCUCAAGAGUGGGAGUUAUACCCUUACAUGAGCCAGUCUGUGCUCGGGUUUCAUCAUCUUUUCGCAACCGCUAGUGGUAAAACGGAAGCCGCUGAUAAGGAUGAGGAUGAUGAAGAUAUGGAAGAAGAGCAUCCGUUUUCAGGGCCCAGAGCAGACUUUGCUGCUUUCGAAGCACAAAAGCAAAAUCGCGCAACACUCAAUGCAUUCCAUUCUUCUUUCCCGGCACCAUUGAUGCGUAUGUUCCGGUCCACAGAUAACGUGGCCAUUGAGUUAGUCCCGCUUCUGGUCCGCAUGCUAUCGCCCGAUGUCAAACCCGUGAUCGUUCGAGGCGCCGGCGAUUCAAGAAGCACAGCUAGUGUACGCAAAGAAUCAGAGCGUGCUCUAGUUCAGUCUGCCGUGCGAGUUAUGGCUGGCAUUGGAGUGACAUUUGAAAAAGUUCGCGUGGAGCACGAGGGAGGAAGCCAUGGUGGUUGGGCAUACAGAAUGGAACCGCCUAUUGAUUCGCUUGUUACAUUUUCGAAAAUUAAAGGGAGCGCCAUGACAGCCAGCAGCGGCAAUGCGCCAGUCCGUUACGCUGUGCGCCAGGUCUUGGAUGAAGAGUACCGCAGGGAGACCAAGCGAAAACAAUCUGAUAUGUCAAAUGGGCCGUCAGCUGGUGGUAUAUCAGCAAUCGGCAAGGCUCCCAAUGGCCAGAGCGAGGUUGCCAAGAAAAUCAAAGAGGGUCUUGUCAAGCGUGACUUCUUCGGGCGGGUGAUUCAGGAACCUGUUCCUCAGCACGGAGACUCAGAAGAUCCCAAUCAAAUGGGUGAAGGGUCCAAAGCCGGCAGGAAGGUUUGGGUUACGUAUCAUGAAGGUUUCUCAAAUGCCGUGCGGAAGCCAAUCUCAAUGGGAGAACUAUUGACUGGCUUGUGA
Molecule: messenger RNA, 3138 nt
Organism: Penicillium angulare
Lineage: Eukaryota; Fungi; Ascomycota; Eurotiomycetes; Eurotiales; Aspergillaceae
Product: putative sister chromatid cohesion factor (Chl12)
Exons: 3
Coding region: 1-3138 (1045 amino acids)
Cellular component (GO): nucleus
Molecular function (GO): ATP hydrolysis activity; DNA binding; ATP binding
Source: RefSeq, a predicted model, not a curated record